Messenger RNA from Spodoptera exigua (beet armyworm), 867 nucleotides. The record is from the annotation of a GenBank genome assembly. Lineage: Eukaryota; Metazoa; Arthropoda; Insecta; Lepidoptera; Noctuidae.
AUGAUUGGGGUCGAGGGGAGGCUGGGCACAUCUGAACCACUCCGAACAUGGUACACAGUGAUGCCGCAAAUAAUUUUGUUGUUUAGUGGAAAGAGAAAAUCAGGAAAAGAUUUCCUUACCACACAUUUACAGAACUUGCUCGCAGACAAAUGUGAAGUUUUAAAAAUAUCUCACCCGAUAAAAAGUCACUGGGCCAAGGAGAAUAAUUUGAAUUUGAAUGAAUUGAUGGGUGAUAGUGAGUAUAAGGAACAAUACAGACUUGAUAUGAUCAACUGGAGUGAAGAGAUGAGAGCCCAAGAUUAUGGAUAUUUCUGUAGGAUCGCUUGUCAAGAUGCGACAGACAAGCCAAUAUGGAUUGUAAGUGACAUCAGACGAAAAACCGACAUAAAAUGGUUCAAAGAAAAAUAUGGAGACCAAACUAGGACCAUAAGAAUAAUAGCCGACGAAGAAACAAGGAAGAAAAGAGGUUUUAUUUUUAAGUCCGGAGUAGAUGACGUAGCUUCAGAGUGUGAUUUGGAUGACUUUGUUGAAUGGGAUCUUGUGUUAGAUAAUAGUGAGGGAAAACAGAAGUUAGAGGAACAAUUGAGCAGUAUAUUAGGGCUGGUUUCUGGGUUAUGAUGUUGGGUUAAAGCUGCUCUUUAGGCAGUGGAUAGGAAAUAUUGGGUUGGUUGCUGUCUGUAGUAUGUAGGUGAGUGGUGCUGUUUGAUUUCUAUUAUUCAUAUUAUACAUAGUAUAGUAUGUAUUUUAUAUCUUGUAUUUAAGAGAUUUGAUAUAUUUACAAUUAGUUUAAUUUAUGAUACAAUAGUAUUGACUAGUUGGUCUAGUAAUUAGAAUUGGGUAGUUUCCUAGGUCAAAAAUAAAUUAAUU